AGUCACGUGGGCCGACGGGGCUGGGACGGAAAGAGUAGAAGAACUUCUUCCGGGUCACUGUCGAUAGGCUCAACCUGGGGCGGGAACUUCUUUACCCUUUCCUGUAACUUAAAGGCUGCAGCGACUUAAGGUGCCUGAGAUUUGGUGAUGAGUUCCCAGAAAGGCAACGUGACGCGGUCCCGACCUCAGAAGCACCAGAAUACGUUCACCUUCAAAAAUGACAAGUUUGAUAAGAGUGUUCAGACCAAGAAAAUUAAUGCAAAACUUCAUGAUGGAGUAUGCCAACGCUGCAAAGAAGUUCUUGAAUGGCGUGUAAAAUACAGCAAAUACAAACCACUGUCAAAGCCUAAGAAAUGUGUUAAAUGUUUACAGAAGACUGUAAAGGACUCUUACCACAUAAUGUGUAGACCUUGUGCCUGUGAACUUGAAGUUUGUGCAAAAUGUGGAAAGAAAGAAGAGAUUGUUAUUCCGUUUAAUAAAGAACCAGAAACUUCAGAAAAUACUGAAAAUGAAGGUUCUAAUCAUAGAAGAAGUGGCAAAUGGAAGGAAGACAGUGAUGAGGACUUAGAUGCUGAGUCUGACUCUGAUGGCAAGGAUGGGGACACGGAGGCCUGACAGCACCAAGUCAGCUGCAGAGGGAGUCACAAAGGCUGUCCCAUUAGGCAGAACGGGCUCCUGAGCCACGUCGGUAUUUAUCACAUUUGAGUAACAGGAGCUUAAAGGUUUUCACAGUAAUACUAGCUGUGUAUAUGGAAUAUGUGUGGGCACACCAUGACGUGUUGUAUAAAACCUAUAGAAAGUGUUUAGAAAUUCAUAUUAUCUAAUGUCAAAUUUUUUAGUGUUAAGAAUUGGUGAUUAUAUCGGAACUAUCUCAUGGAAAACUAAGAUGACCCUCAGAGUACAUUUCCAUAACUAGACCUCAGGAAUGUGACUUCUUAUCGCUUCUCGGCCUUUUGGCUAAGAUCAAGUGUAGGAAUGUGACUUCUUUAGCAAAAGCCCCCUUACAUUGUACAAAGCAAAACAGUUUACUUUUACACAUACAUACAAUUAUGUGUAAUGAUUUUCCUACAAAAAUGUUUUUAUAUACUUCAUUCUAUUUCUUUAACCUUUUCCUAGAUUGGAAAUGUAUACUUAGAAAAAAAUGUAUAGACGAUAUAGUUACUAUCUGGAAAGGAAAAUCUAACAUUUUUUACUGGAGUAGAGAUACUUGCAGUCUCAGAAGCUCCUGUUUUGUUCUCCCUCAUAAGUUUAUCCUUCCCAGAAUGCCAUCCUCCUGAAUUAUCAGUUUAUUGACAGUGUUUUUACUUGUAAACAGCGUGAUUAUUGAAAUCUGUGUCCUUGUCUUUAAACCCCAGAACAGUGACCAGGUGGCAGCAUAAUGACCUUUUCCACACUCUUUAGCCAUUUUUAAUGUUUUCUUUGUGUCGUUAUCUCUAUAAAUGUAUAUAUGACACACAUGUACAUAUACAUAUGUGUGUAUAUAUUUGCUGAGCCAUUGAAAUAAAUGGGAAACCGUGGUUUUGGA
Molecule: messenger RNA, 1525 nt
Organism: Apodemus sylvaticus (European woodmouse)
Lineage: Eukaryota; Metazoa; Chordata; Mammalia; Rodentia; Muridae
Gene: C1H9orf85
Product: chromosome 1 C9orf85 homolog
Exons: 4
Coding region: 148-615 (155 amino acids)
Source: RefSeq, a predicted model, not a curated record